Molecule: messenger RNA, 2555 nt
Organism: Leguminivora glycinivorella
Lineage: Eukaryota; Metazoa; Arthropoda; Insecta; Lepidoptera; Tortricidae
Gene: Hmt4-20
Product: histone-lysine N-methyltransferase Suv4-20
Exons: 3
Coding region: 244-2367 (707 amino acids)
Cellular component (GO): nucleus
Molecular function (GO): histone H4K20 methyltransferase activity; protein binding
Source: RefSeq, a predicted model, not a curated record
AUGGUUGUUUUUCAGCUUUCAUAAAGACUCGUUUUAAAUUUAAAUGCGUUUACUUUAUAUUUUGUUCAUGUUUAACAAAGAUGAAAGUAUAAAAAGAUAAAUGGAAAUUACAAGUUUUGUUAUGUAUAAUUUAUGUAAAUAACCUAGCGGGUUAACGCGUCUUAGAAGUGAUUAUGUACAGGUGGAAGUUACUUAGGAAAUAAACAUGAUUUUUGUGUCUAUUCAAUGAUAUAAGUAUUCAGGAUGGUUGUUGGAUCAGCCAGUUAUCCAGGGAGGCAAGUGCUCCACAAAAUGCAGCCCAUGGGCAUGACACCGCGCGAGCUGUCCGAGUACGAUGACCUGGCGACGGCGCUCAUAGUGGAUCCUUACCUGGGCAUCACCACACAUAAAAUGAAUAUUCGUUACAGACCACUUAAAAUGAAUAAAGAAGAGUUGAAAAAUAUUAUUAAAGAGUUCAUACAGACUCAAGAUUACAACAAAGCUUAUAGUAAAUUAGCAAAUGGAGAUUGGAUGCCUAGGCAUUUUAGUAAAAAUAAACAUCAACAAAACAAACUUAGAGAACAUAUUUACCGUUACUUGCGAGUUUUUGACAAGAAAGCAGGGUUUGUCAUAGAACCUUGUUAUAGGUACACAUUAGAAGAUCAGGUUGGAGCCAAGAUAUCUACAACCAAAAAAUUUUUUAAGCAUGAGAGAAUAGAUUUUCUUGUUGGAUGUAUUGCAGAAAUGACAGAAGACGAAGAAAAGCAACUACUUCAUUCUGGAAAAAAUGAUUUUUCAGUUAUGUACAGUUGUAGAAAGAAUUGUGCCCAGUUGUGGCUUGGGCCUGCAGCUUAUAUCAAUCAUGACUGUAGGCCUAAUUGCACCUUUGAAGCAACAGAUAGAGGUAAAGCCUUUGUCCGUGUAUUGAGAGAUAUUGAAGUAGGGGAAGAGAUAACUUGCUUUUAUGGUGAAGAUUUCUUUGGCAAUGGUAAUUGUUUUUGUGAAUGCGAAACUUGUGAGAGACGAGGGAAAGGGGCUUUUUCUGUUAAAAGUGGGGAUAGUGAUGAACAAGCCACCCGAUACCGAUUUAGAGAAACUGACAAUAGGAUUAAUAGGACAAAAGCUAAACAAGGACAAAAGACUGUAAAUGGGAAAAAUGCUGAAAAAACACGAAUAUCACGGCAUCAAGAUUCAAAUAUAGUGUCACCUUUAAGUAUGAAAGAAAUGAAACAAAAGGGCUUAACUAAAUAUGAUGCGGAGCUGUUAAUUGCCCAAGGCUGCAUAGCUGAUGUUGUUGAUGGGUCUGUUCAUAAAGAAGCUCAGGGUAGCCGGGAGUCUUCAGCUUCUAGUCGCGGUGAACGGCUGCGCCGGCGUACAGACAGCGGCCGGCUCGCUGCUCCCGGCGCCGUGGCGAGCGCGGGCGCCGCGCCCAGCGCUGCCAGCUCGCGCCGCGCGCCUCCCUCGCGUUGCUGCAGUGCCACGAGUUCGCGGAGCAGCCGAGAUUCUCAUACAGGUAUUGUCUUGCGUAGUCACAAAAGACUGCUCGAUAAUGGCACACAGUUUGCUUGCUCUAAGCCCAAAAACAUCGCAAAACCAACUUUGGAAUCAAAGCUAGGGAAAAACAUAAACACAUCUAAAGAUCAUCCUGAUAUUUCAACUCCACUUGAAACAAUAGAGGCAAAAUUGAAAACAGAAAAUUCAUUUGGCAAGCAUAAAGAGACUAUGAAAGAUGACUCUCAUGAUGAUAUCACUAAAACAGAUUUAAAUAACUCUGACAUCAAAUGUGAUACAGAAAAAUCUCCUCCUCAUGAAGUUGAAGCAGUCAAUCAGACUGAUGUCAAAUUAGACUGUUCAGAAAAUGUUUCGGAUGGUAAGGAGAAAGAACAAAAUAUUGAUGUACCAUGUGAAAGUGAUAAUAAAUGUAUGAAAAGUGAGAUUUAUGACUUUAGAGAAAAUGUUAACCCAAGUGAGCCUAUUGACAGUAAAAUGAACAAGAACAAAGUAGAAUUAUCCAAUAGUAUUGAAGAGUUCAAAAAAGAAUCUGACUCAGGGCCACCUUGGCUGGCAGACAACUCUAACAAGUCUAGUGAAUGUCCUUGUACACCACCACGAAGAGGACUGAAACUGACUCUGCGAGUAAAGAGAAGUCCUGUGGUAGAGGAAGUGAUGGACUGUGGGAACACUACAGAUGUCCCUGAGUACGAGGUGCUAAGGCUAGAGGGCGUGGACCCUGAGACGGUGCGACGUUUGAAGAAACGGCGCCGGUCGAAAGAGCGCCACCGCAAGCAUAGCCCUGUCCGUCCACUACCACCCAUGAAACGCUUACGAUUAAUUUUUGGCAACGAAAGCCGUACUAUUGAUUUACCUACUGCUAUAUCAGCCGACUGACAGCCACGUCUAGCUUAUGGGUAUAUAUUUCCACCGUUACUAUUCAAUUAUUAGUUUAAUUGACACUGACUAGGUUUAUUUUAUCUAGUAUUUAUUUUGUGAUGUGUACUUCUGAUUGUAUUGUGUGAUAGGUCAUCCGUUUUUUAUUUAAUAAUUCCAAUGAAAUAUUUAUUAAAAUGUAAAUUGUA